Olea europaea var. sylvestris is the source of this 1410-nucleotide messenger RNA. Its product is annotated as probable S-adenosylmethionine-dependent methyltransferase At5g37990. Gene Ontology annotation, molecular function: S-adenosylmethionine-dependent methyltransferase activity. Gene Ontology annotation, biological process: methylation. The coding region runs from base 11 to 1252 and encodes 413 amino acids. Lineage: Eukaryota; Viridiplantae; Streptophyta; Magnoliopsida; Lamiales; Oleaceae. The record is from RefSeq and is a predicted model, not a curated record. The transcript has 3 exons.
GAGAGGUGUCAUGUCUCAAUCAUAUGCUAUGCUCAAAUGCUAUGGAUCUUGCUCGAUGUCCUACGGAGGACAUCGACCUCGAUGGAUGUCAACUCGAACGACGUUGAGCCAAAAAGUAGCUCAUGACAAUGAGGAGCUUCGCCUCCGGACUCCAUUCAUCGCUCUGCAUAAGCCAGUAGAAGGGCUCUAUGCCAUGAAUGGGGGAGAUGGACUUCAUAGCUAUGCCCAAAACUCAUCCCAUCAGAGAGGAGUAGUAGAUGUAGCAAAACCAAUCAUCCAGGAAGAGAUUAUCAUUAAACUUGACAUCGAACAAUUGUAUUCGACUAGCCAAUACAACUUUCGUAUUGCGGAUUUCGGCUGCUCCACAGGACACAAUUCAUUUCCUGCCAUUCAAAUCAUUAUCCAAGCCAUUGAGAAAAAAAUUGAAAGAGAGAGACAAUUACAAAAUUUCGAUUAUCAAGUGUUUUUUAAUGAUCAAGUGAUGAACGAUUUUAACACCCUUUUUGCUUCACUUCCACCUGAGAGAAAGUACUGUGCAGCUGGAGUACCCGGUCCCUUUCACGGUCGACUAUUGCCCAAGGAUUCCCUUCAUUUUGCAUAUUCAUCGUGUGCACUAAACUGGCUGUCGGAGGUGCCCAAAGCAGUACAAGACCGCACAUCUCGUGCAUGGAACGAAGGAAAAGUACAUUAUACGGGUGCUAAAAAGGAAGUUUUCGAUGCCUAUUCGAAUCAAUAUGACAAGGACAUUACAUCUUUCUUGAAUGCAAGGGCAACGGAGGUGGUGAGUGGAGGGCUAAUGGCCUUUCUUGUUCCUGCUGUCCCAACUUUCGAUCAUUCUGAGACUACGUACACUACCCCGACAGAGAUGGAUGUCUUGGGAUCUUGCCUCAUGGACAUGGCAAACAAGGGACGACUGAGCAAAGCGAAAGUAGACUCGUUCAACUUUCCUUUGUACUUCACAAUCCCAAAUGAAUUAAAGGCCAUAAUCGAAAGGAACAAUAAUUUCAGUAUAGAAAGAAUGGAGAUAUUGAACAACCCUGGGAAGCACAGUUUACGCAGUGCCAAUGAGCGCGCAUCAUAUCUCAGGGCUGUCUUUGAGGGAUUGCUGGUCAAUCAAUUUGGAAGUGGAAUCAUGGAUGAAUUGUUCGAGCGUUAUGCUAACAAACUUGAAGAGUCGUCCCAUUUCUUGGACCCUGACAACGAGAAAUCAAUCAUAAUACUAGUCCUGCUCAAGUGUACGGGUGACAAAUGAGCUUGGUAUUGAUAGAAUUGGAAAUUACAUUCAUAAAAAUUGUAUUUAAGCUUGCAAAAUAAAGGACUCUAUCCACGAAGAAUAUAAGAUUUGUCAAAAGUUCUGUUACGUACAAGAUGGAAUUGCGAGAAUAAUUAAUGGAACUUGAAAUCCAUUUU